Molecule: messenger RNA, 1616 nt
Organism: Daldinia caldariorum
Lineage: Eukaryota; Fungi; Ascomycota; Sordariomycetes; Xylariales; Hypoxylaceae
Exons: 2
Coding region: 500-1537 (345 amino acids)
Source: RefSeq, a predicted model, not a curated record
AUAUCAUCGACUAUCAAGUGAAGCUUAACGACUUUACCCCCUGUCUAUAGAAUAUACCUACCUCCUUAGGUAGGUAACCUAUAAUCUUUCUCUAAUCAAACGUUCUUCGGUGACUAUAAAGCUACAAGUACCUGACCUAGUAGAGCCAGCUUGAUUUCGACAAUGGUGGCAAGUGAUUUAUUUCCAUAGGCUCAUUCAAGGCAGCUAGCUAGGUUACCCCAAAUCGGCAUGAUUAAGUGGUGAAGAUGGGUUGCGAACUACAAGCUAGGUACUGUGCCUCGGAUCCUACUCUGCUGCCUCGAUGCAAGGGAGGCCUCUUCGUCAAACGGAACCAAACCCCCCUCCCAUUCAAGGAUGUAUAAUCGAAAUUUCUCACAUUCACCUCAGGCAGUCUCCGAGCUAUAGUAUAAUCAAAAAGGUUGACUUUUACGAACUAAGGCAUCCUCCACUCUUAUUUGCUCCUAUAGGGAUUCGGUAACGCUCUCGUCUGUUACCAGACAUGGGUGCCAAUCGGAAACAUAUGUCCAAGGCCCCGUGCAGCCCUGGAACUAUCAGGUCUUCCGGGUGCGUUGCGCAGGCGGCUUCCCAUACGAAUGGAAUUCCACACCAUGGUGGUGGCAUCGAGCCGGCCGUAUUUAGAGGCUUCGACACCGAUUUCAAUUUGGAGGAUACGCCACUGGUUUGCCCACUCUCUCAACAAUAUAUGCCAUGGGAGGAUGGCGGGAAUGGGACGGUAGCUCUGAGAACGGGGAACUUACACGGCAUUACUGGCAAAGUUACCGAGACUGAACCCAUCGAUCUUUCACAGGGGAUACUAAUACCGUGUGUCUCGGACAUAGCCAGUAGCCUAACGUAUUCCCCUUCGUCUUCGUAUCAGGGAUCUGUCUUGUCUUCUAUCCAGACAGACUUCGCAUCGGAGAUUUUUUCUACGGGAACGUCAAAGUCGCGUGCUCCUAGCCCUCUACAGCUUAAGGAGAGACUGUCUACUGGCACAGACAGUCAUCACAUAUGCCCAAGGGAUAUGUGUAGGGCUAAGUUCUCCAACAAAAGAGACCUCGAGACCCAUUAUAGUAUUGGGCAUAGACAUACCUGUCUCUGGGGUGAUAAAGGGCCAUGUUCUAGUGCGGGAUUUGCAACUAGCGAAGAGCUCAAUUGGCAUGUCAAGCGUGAACAUCUACUACUAUGUCCGGUGCCCGGUUGUGCAGAAGAUACAUUUGAUUCCAGAGAUCUUCUCGAUUGCCACCUUAAGUAUGCCCACGGCAACACCACAGCGGCCCGGAAUGCUUCAUUUAAGCCGGUGAACCUUCUCGAAACAACGAAAGGGUCUCCGGCAGCACCAGGAGUGGGUUGUCAGAGCCAAAUGUCCAUCAAUAACCUUAAGGCUAUGGAGGGGGAAACGUUUAGGAUGAAGACGGCUGUCGAUCUUUCAAAAAGUCGUUGUCGAGACCGGCUAGAGGCCAUACUUAAGAAGCAGGCGAAUAAAGCUAAAGGUAAGAUACGAGCGUUAAAUCCCAGCGGGAUGGUAGCUAAUGAAUAGUAUUAGGUGGUCCAGUAAAAAACGGCGAAGAUUACAAGGGCCAUGUUUCCAAGUUGUUGGAUUCUGCCAGUUUCCCUAU